ACCCCGACUCUUACUAAAUCUUGUGUUCCAAACCCUGGAUCUUGGAUAGGUUAUUGUCUCAGUGGCUGCUCUUUCUUGAUUGCUGCCUGGGACGAGUGGCCAAGGCCAGAUACGCGAGUUUUGGCUAAUCUCUAAUUUUAUCAAGCUUUUCAAACGUUCGAAACCGAGAAAGAUACUUAAAACUUGUGCUGAUAGUAUUUUGGAUUGGGGCUUUCCACAACCGAUUCUACUCUUUAGGAAUCAUCCAUUGGAAACUACCCUCACAGACCCUAGAUCUUGGCUUCACAGUUCACAAAUGCGGUGAGGUAGUUUUGGCUUGUAUUUUAGCUGGUUGCCUCUUUUUGGUCCCGUAAUUGCUCUCUCCGCAGAGGCAGUGAAUGGAGAAUUCUCCCUAAGGUCAGCGUUUCAUUAAUUGCCUCGCUCUGCUGCUAUAGUAUUCCAGGCAUCGAUCCUACUAUUAAAAUUGCCUGGAGGUUGCCAGCACGUCGGAUUUCGGUCUUGCAGGAAUUGCCCGGAGUCAUUGAGUUAAGAGGAGGGAGGCGCCUUGUGCAGUUUACUAUCUCGCUGGGCGGUGGCCCGAGGCGCGGGACCUAUCCGGUGACUGGAUUGGGCCUUGCCCCUGUCCAUCAUCGGGAGCCUCUCCCCGCCGACUGUUUUGCCCUAAGAUUUGGAAACUGAGCACCGCCUAUGGGAAAGGGGGAAGUGAGGGGCGGUGAGGGUAAACGUUGUGUGUGUUCCCCCAUUUAUUGGAUGGCUGCUGUGUCAGUCAUACUCUGCCCACUCCCGUUGGCUGGAAGGCUCCAGGCAGGUAGCGUGGACGCGGCGCUGCCCCCUCCCCAGCUGCGAUCCAGGCGCGUGACGUCUCAGACAUUUGUUGUUGGGGUUUGGGCCUCAUUAAUUAUUCAUUAGGUACUUGAAAGGGCUUCAGUGAUUGGUGGCUAGGAGGCCUGGUCGAUUGUUUCUUAGCUAGAGAUACGUGUCACUCUUUACGCGGCUGGAGAAGUUUCGCAUAAAUUAUCCAAUGAGGGGCAGGGCGGGGCAACGCAUAGAUUAGGCAAAUGAACCGGGGAGGGAGGGGAGGCCGGCUACGAAUUAGCCUAAGUUAUUAAAGAUGGCGGCGGAGCGGAGUCGCUCCCCGAUGGACUCGCCGGUCCCGGCCUCUAUGUUCGCCCCCGAGCCCAGUUCGCCGGGGGCGGCCAGGGCCGCGGCGGCUGCCGCCCGGCUCCACGGCGGCUUCGACUCGGACUGCAGCGAGGACGGCGAGGCGCUCAACGGCGAGCCGGAGCUGGACCUCACCAGCAAGCUGGUUCUAGUGAGCCCUACAUCAGAGCAGUAUGACAGCCUACUUCGGCAGAUGUGGGAGAGGAUGGACGAGGGAUGCGGAGAGACCAUAUAUGUCAUUGGGCAGGGAUCAGAUGGGACUGAGUAUGGACUGAGCGAAGCUGACAUGGAGGCCUCCUACGCCACAGUGAAGAGCAUGGCGGAACAGAUAGAGGCUGAUGUCAUCCUCCUGCGGGAACGCCAAGAAGCGGGGGGCCGUGUGCGUGAUUACCUGGUCCGGAAACGAGUAGGAGACAAUGACUUCCUGGAGGUCAGGGUAGCAGUGGUAGGCAACGUGGAUGCCGGCAAAAGCACGCUUUUGGGGGUCCUGACACACGGGGAGCUGGACAACGGCCGAGGCUUUGCCCGCCAGAAACUCUUCCGCCACAAACAUGAGAUUGAAUCUGGUCGCACCAGCAGUGUGGGCAACGACAUCCUGGGCUUUGACAGUGAAGGCAAUGUGGUAAACAAGCCAGACAGCCACGGUGGCAGCCUGGAAUGGACAAAGAUUUGUGAGAAAUCCACUAAGGUCAUUACCUUCAUCGACUUGGCUGGCCAUGAGAAGUACCUGAAGACCACUGUCUUUGGCAUGACAGGUCAUUUGCCGGACUUCUGCAUGCUCAUGGUGGGGAGCAAUGCUGGCAUCGUGGGGAUGACCAAGGAACAUCUGGGCCUGGCAUUGGCACUCAAUGUGCCUGUCUUUGUGGUGGUCACCAAGAUUGACAUGUGUCCUGCCAACAUCCUACAAGAAACCCUGAAGCUGUUACAGCGCCUGCUGAAGUCGCCAGGCUGCCGGAAGAUCCCUGUGUUGGUACAGAGCAAGGAUGAUGUGAUUGUUACGGCCUCCAACUUCAGCUCUGAGAGGAUGUGCCCGAUAUUCCAGAUCUCCAACGUCACAGGUGAGAACCUAGAUCUGCUGAAGAUGUUCCUCAACCUCCUCUCUCCCCGCACCAGCUACCGAGAGGAAGAGCCCGCCGAGUUUCAGAUUGACGACACUUACUCUGUCCCAGGUGUGGGGACAGUGGUGUCGGGGACAACGCUGAGAGGCCUGAUCAAGCUGAAUGACACACUGCUGCUGGGCCCAGAUCCCCUGGGUAACUUCCUGUCCAUUGCUGUCAAAUCAAUCCACCGCAAGCGCAUGCCUGUCAAGGAGGUGCGGGGGGGCCAGACGGCCUCCUUUGCGCUGAAGAAGAUCAAGCGCUCGUCCAUCCGCAAGGGCAUGGUGAUGGUUUCCCCACGCUUGAAUCCCCAAGCAUCCUGGGAGUUUGAGGCCGAGAUCCUUGUCCUCCACCACCCCACCACGAUCAGUCCACGCUACCAGGCCAUGGUUCACUGUGGGAGCAUCCGGCAGACGGCCACCAUUCUGAGCAUGGACAAGGACUGUCUGCGCACCGGGGACAAGGCCACCGUGCACUUCCGCUUCAUCAAGACCCCUGAGUACCUGCACAUAGACCAGCGGCUGGUGUUUCGGGAAGGCCGCACCAAGGCCGUGGGCACCAUCACCAAGCUCCUCCAGACCACCAACAACUCCCCGAUGAAUUCGAAGCCCCAGCAGAUUAAAAUGCAGUCAACAAAAAAGGGCCCCCUGGCCAAACGAGAAGAGGGAGGCCCGUCUGGAGGGCCAGCAGUAGGGGCACCCCCGCCUGGAGAUGAAGCUUGCUCUCUAGGGACGGUGCAGCCGGCUUUGUCCAGCGGUCUCCAGGCACAGCCCAAGCCCAGCAGCGGGGGCCGGCGACGGGGGGGCCAGCGUCACAAAGUGAAGUCCCAGGGGGCCUGCGUGACUCCUGCCAGCGGCUGCUGAAUCUCCCCUGGCCCACCCCCACCACCCAAGGGAUCCUUGUACUCUGGCCACUGUGCCACCAGAUGGGCCAGAGCAGCUCUGACCACCACCCGUCCUCCCCCAGGCCACAGCUGGAGCCUCAUCAUGCUCCCCCCACCCCCAUUUUCCAGGGGGGUUGUAAUUUAUAAGCUGAGGAAGGUGGCCAGACUUCCGGAGGACUGACCAUCAUCUACCUUCUUCCCUGCCUUCUUCCUUACUCACAUUUUUUGUAUAUCUGGGCCCUUAGUUUUUAUUCUUUUUAUUAUCUCUCUCUCUAGUGUGUGUGUGUGUGUGUGUGUGUGUGUGUGUGUGUGUGUGUGUGUGUGGGUAGGUGGGUGGGUGGGUGUGUGGUGCAGAAGUGUAGCCAGUCAGGGCCCUGGCAGUCUUUCUCCUUUUAUCCUCUGUGGCCACCAGCCUCCAGGAGCUGGCUGCCUGCCCAUCUGUCCAUCCGUCUGUGUGUUUCUGUGACAAACUUUAGGGGCUUUCAGAAGCUGAGGAGCACAUCACUCCUCUGUGCUCACCCUCCUCCCCUGUGCUCACCCUCCUCCCCUGUGCUCAUUCGUCUGUGCCCAGAGCCCUCUACAGAGCCGGACUCAGGGCUUAGGGGAUUCAUCAGUGUCUGCUGCUGCCCGAGCAGGGAGCCUUCCUUCUGGGACUAGGGGGAUUUUAGCAGAAUGGAGCGUGGUGGCCUCCUUUUUUCUCUCUCCUUUUUUACCCCCUUAAACCCAAAACCAUGUUAUGCCAAAAGCUCUUAAGUUGUAGCCUGUAGAUGUGUGGAGGGGAGUGGCACUUGGAUUGUAGGACCCUUCCUGCCCCUAACUCUGACCCUUGCCACUGACCCAAAGACAGCAGGUGGGUUUUUUUUUUCUCCUUGGAGACAAUCCUGUUUGCCUGGCCAGGCCAGGGCAACUCCUGCUCUGCUGAUUCUGCUGAGCUGAGGCUUUGGCCCUUGAACUUUAACUCUGCAUCUUGUUGGGCCUGGGGGCACUGAUGGCUGACCUGGACUCGCAUCAACUCGCUCUGGGUCCUGCUCACCAGCAUCUCCUAUUGGUGGGGAUGUGUUCCUCUGAGCCAGGCCUGGGCUAGAACUCCUCUUCCCUACCACAGCCCCGCCGUGUUGCCCCAGCUGGCUGCUACAGGAGCACAACAGGGAAAGGUCUGAGCCCCAGUUUUGGAGGCCCCUGUGGGGGUGUGGGGAGGUUAGGUAGGGGGUUGUGAAAAAGAUUCUUCCAGGCCCAGCACAGAGCAUUAAGCCCUCUGGAAGAUUCACCGCCUGGGGUCCUCCAGGCCAGAGAUGGCACCGUGGGGCCCAAACGAGCCUGGCCUGAGCUGCAGACAGAAGCUCUUGGUUUAGGGUGGACUGGUGGGUAGAGAUACGUUCUUCUAACCAGGGCAGACACCCAGCUGGCUGGGUCCUUCCUCAGCCUUGCCUUCUUCCCAUCCCAGCCCUCUCCAUUCUUCUUGCUUCUAAACUGCUGGUCCCUUCCCCUCCCCUCCUUCCAACUAUUUCUAGUUACCACUGACCCAUGGCCAUGGACUGACCGGACCGGCACAGAAAAUAAAAGUUUGUUCCAAGUUGAUGGUGUCAUGUUCCCGGCCCAGGCCCUUCAGGUGGAGGUGCUGCCAUGGGGAAUGCUGGCUGUGCCUCUCUGGAGCCCCCAGCUGUGGAGCAGGGCGGGGUCAGGAGGAGCCCAGCUUCUCCUCUCGGGCAUGUGUGGCUUCAAAACCCAGGCUCCUCUGCCAGCGGUGACAGGGGCCAAGCUGCCAAUCUUCUCUGACCCUCAGUUUCCUCGUCUAGAGCAAGAGGUAAGCGCCUCUGUCACGGGGGUUGUGAGGAUUCGGUGAGAGAACGUACGGUGAAGCUGUGAUGUGCCCAGCACAUGGGAGGUGUCCAGUGAACGGUCCCCGUGCUGCUUACCACUGCACCAGCUGCCAAGUCCAUGUGGCGAUAGGCAGGCUCGGAAGGAGAAACGUGGUGUUGACAAGUCUCUGUGAUGUGGCUGUGCUGUUGGGUGUCUCCCUCACUUGUUUGAUUUUGAAGCUACUAGAUAGGAAAGAGGUGGUGUUCCAUUUUUCCGGUUAGGAAACAAGCUCAGAGAGCAGUCCUCCAGUGGGCACGUUCAUUCCUGCACCGGCCCACGCCGCGGCCAUCCAUAGGCAGCUGCUCUGCUCCUUGCCCUUUGGCCCCUGCCUGUUCCUCGGUGUGCUGUGUCCUUCUUGCUUUUUGACCUGGUUCUGCUUAUAGGGGCCUCUGCCCGCUGGUGCCUUCGGAAGUGGAGGACUCUAGCAUUGGGCAGCGCCCCCCCCCCCCCCCCCCCGCUCUCUGUCCCCGUGGGAGGUACUGUGGCGUCUGUGUUUCCACAGGGUUUCUCCAGGGUGGGACCUUGUUUUGCCUGAACUCUUUGGCCCCUAAGAGCAUCACCGCUUUACUUUUGGAAGCUGCGGCCUCCACCCUGGCCUCUGUCCUCAGACACUCAGGAGGUUGGUUUGGAUCUGUGGUCGCCAGGCCCACACCUGCUGGCAGGGGCUGACUGAAUACAAUGUUUUACUGUCAUUAACAGGGACUCCAAAGGUCCCCUACGGGUCUCAGCCCUACCAACUCUCACUUUGGAACAAAACACCAGCCCUUUUGUAGAUGAUAAAGAAUAAAGUUGUUAACUGAUCAUCUCGA
Neofelis nebulosa (Clouded leopard) is the source of this 5810-nucleotide messenger RNA. RefSeq names its product GTP binding protein 1 (gene GTPBP1). NCBI's taxonomy places the organism in Eukaryota, Metazoa, Chordata, Mammalia, Carnivora, Felidae. The record is from RefSeq and is a predicted model, not a curated record. The coding region runs from base 1112 to 3121 and encodes 669 amino acids. Gene Ontology annotation, molecular function: translation elongation factor activity; GTPase activity; GTP binding. The transcript is spliced from 12 exons. Gene Ontology annotation, biological process: translational elongation.